Molecule: messenger RNA, 3835 nt
Organism: Austrofundulus limnaeus
Lineage: Eukaryota; Metazoa; Chordata; Actinopteri; Cyprinodontiformes; Rivulidae
Gene: bckdk
Product: branched chain ketoacid dehydrogenase kinase
Exons: 11
Coding region: 148-1434 (428 amino acids)
Biological process (GO): protein phosphorylation; regulation of glucose metabolic process
Cellular component (GO): mitochondrion
Molecular function (GO): pyruvate dehydrogenase (acetyl-transferring) kinase activity
Source: RefSeq, a predicted model, not a curated record
CUUUCUGUACCCUCUCCUUACUGUGGUACUCAGUGCCUUUGUGCACUAGGUCGAGACGACGACCUCGAUGGCCUCAUAACUUGCCAAAGAGUUUUGUGAUUUUACGAGAACAGGGCAGCCCUGUUCGCGCUCACUGCUCGGCUCCAGAUGCGUCCGGGACUGGCGGGUAUAGCGGUGGAGAUGCUGAGCGGUGUCACCAGCAGGGCCAGGCCGAGGCUCAGUAGCUUCUUACUGGCCCCCACAACCAAAACAUUGCCGCAGAUGUCAGGCACCGGGCACCGCAGAUUCCGGUCCACAUCAUCGGCGCAGGGGUUUUCGGAGCUAGCAAGAGAGCGGUCGAAGACUGUCACUUCAUUUUAUAACCAGUCUGCAAUAGAUGUGUCAGCGGAAAAGGCCUCAGUGCGACUAACCUUAGCAACCCUCCUGUAUUCUGGGAAAUCUCCAGAGGGACACCACAUCUUGAGCAGUGCCAAGUACCUUCACAAGGAGCUGCCUGUGCGAAUCGCCCACCGCAUCAAGGGCUUCCGCAGUUUGCCCUUCAUUAUUGGUUGCAACCCCACUAUUCUGCAAGUGCACGAAUUGUACAUCAGAGCGUAUCACAUGCUGUGCGACUUUCCUCAGAUCGAGGACCAGGAAGCGGAGGCUCGUUUCUGUAAGCUGGUGCAGCAGCUGCUGGAUGACCAUAAAGACGUGGUCACCAUGCUGGCCCAGGGCUUCAGGGAGUGUCGCCGGCACAUCCAGGACGAGACCAUUAUCAGAAACUUUCUGGAUACAACGCUGUGCUCUCGUUUGGGAAUCCGUAUGUUGGCCACACACCAUCUCGCCCUGCAUGAAGAUAAUCCUGAUUUCAUUGGGAUCAUAUGCAGACGUCUGUCUCCUAAAAAGAUCGUAGAAAAGUGGGUGGACUUCGCCAGACGUCUGUGUGAACACCAGUACGGUAACUCUCCGAGGGUGAGGAUCAACGGACACGUAGCGGCUCGAUUCCCCUUCAUCCCUCUGCCUCUGGAUUACAUCCUGCCGGAGCUYCUGAAGAACGCCAUGAGAGCUACCAUGGAAAGCCAUCUGGACACCCCCUACAACGUUCCUGAUGUCGUCGUCACCAUCGCCAACAACGACAUUGACUUUGUGAUUAGGAUUUCAGACCGUGGAGGCGGCAUUCCUCAUAAUAUAAUCGACAAAGUGAUGGACUACCACUUCAGCACGGCAGAGGAGAGCGCGCAGGACCCCCGCAUGAGCAACCUCUUCAACACCAUCACCAACAGUGGGAAUCAGUCCAGCCCCAUGCACGGUUUUGGGUUUGGCCUGCCUACAUCCAGGGCGUACGCCGAGUACCUCGGGGGGUCUCUGUCCGUGCAGUCCAUGCAGGGCAUCGGCACGGACGUCUACCUGCGCCUGCGCCACAUCGACGGCAAGGGAGAGAGYUUCAGAGUGUGAAGCCCCCCCACCAAAAAGGAAUCAGGCCACGCAAGAGGGUUUCCCACCACGAAGAUAAGCAACGAUGGGUUUAUUUSUCCACAGAGUGGCAGCCUUCACAUCGUUUCAUCAGUGUUUUUAUUUCCUUUUCUUUAGAYUGAUUAUAAGCUAUGUUAGCUCUCAAAUUUCAUUUGUUCUCCUUUGGCGUUUCGUACCCUGUGGCAUGUCGUCUCMAAGUCUCUGCGGCUCAUGGAUUUUUGAAUGUUUUGAUGAUCGGGACAAACUGUGCAUGAUAGUGGACACUGAUGGUAACGAGCGAGAGGAAGGACAGAAAGAAGAGCUUUGUUGUUUUUUUUUUAAGAAGAAGUUAAUUUGAAGUUACUURUUGUGUAGCCUUAAUGUAGAAAUGAAGCUUCAGAAACACUCCAUCCUUGUUGAAAACUCCUUUAAAGCUGCUCACAGCUUCCGUUUGGAUCAUCAGAGCCGUAGUUUAAUUGACCACAGGCGGCAUUAAAAAUCACAUUUUAGGUCAAAAUCAAAGGUCUACAAAAUAAACUUGUGUGAGUAGCACACAAGGUAAACUCCAGAGUCUUCGUUGAGCAUUUAUUUUAUUUGAUCAACCUUUUACCCUGUAAGUGAAAGAACUCUCUAAGGCUCUUAAAUAGUCCAAACUGCCAAAACACCAAAUGCUCGUUAACAUCUUCAGGUCUCGUUUUGCUCGGAGACAAGUCGCCCACAAAAAACAAGACAAACAAACAUCUUUGUUCAGUGGUUUUGUGGAUCUUUCUGGCUGGGAAGGCGACGGAUGUUCAGCUGCCUUACCGUACGACUCAAGUCCCUGAAGUGCAUGCUGAUUUUUACUCGUCUUCAUUUCUGUUAGAUGCCUUCACCAUGUCAGUCACGCUCAUUAGUUUGAUGUUUUGCACAAUAAAUAGAUAUCACAUUUGUAACRCUCGGCGCCUUCACCAGUCGUCGCUGUUUAUUCUAACCACCCACAAAGUAACAAUAUAUUGUCUUUUUUUUCUAUUUUCUUUAACAGUCUGGGUUGAACUUAUAGAGUUUUUGAUGAGACAGGGUCAACAAGGUUUCUUGCACUAAAAAAGUUUCUUGAUUGGCUUAAGUUGCUACUAACUUUUCAGCCGAUGAACUCCAGAUCUCAGCUUGAUUUUGUAAAUAUAUCAACGUAASUGUCCUCAUCUUUUCUUUGCGAUUACAUCCGCUUUACUCAAAAUGUACCAAAAAAAAAAAAGAUUCAUCCUAAAACUGUAAAAUCUCAACCGAUCAUAAUUGCGAUGCAAAUAUGGCACGCAGCAUAAAAAAACAGUUACAGCCCCCGACUUCAUGCAGCGUCUUCAUUUUUUUCACUGAAAAUGGACAGUUGUUCCUUGUGGAAAGUGAGGAAUGUGUGGUGAAGACAGUUUAAAGGCAUCUCUCUGAGCUGAGGCUAUUGGAGACUAGUUGGUGAGUUGAAACUAAAAAAAAAAUACACAUAACCGUUGUUUGGUCUCAUUCUGAGGGGCCAGUUUUUGAGAAUCAUUUAGAACUUUGCGGUAAACUAAAAAGCCAGAACGAGCAGUCCUAACAUUGUUUUGAACGUUUUUCAGAUUGCUGCAGUUGUGCGAUUGGUUAACCUGUUGUUUUUAUUUUAUUUUUUUUACAAUUACUUUUUUUAUUAGCAGCUCAUGUUACUGUAUGUUCUGUCAUAAUUCUAAACUAAAAGGGCAUUAGGAGUCUAGUUUAUAUUUGCUUUUUGGACUCAUCUGCAUGCUGUUUUCUCAAAAAGCUAACUCGCAUAAACAGUGACCUUACUGAGAUUUUCUUUAUUUUCACAAAACACACCAAAUGUUUUCAAUCUUACAUCUGAACAUCUUCAUCUGCUGCUUUUGAUGCUUUUUAGUUUACAUUUAAAUGAAAUUUCGGCACCGGAUCACGUCUUUGUAAGAAUUAAAACAUGAGGCAAAAUAUUUAUUUAUCCCACAAUAGUUUUGUUUUGUUUUUUGUCACGCAAUGAGAAAAUCUUUUAUAUGAACCAGUGUGUUUCACGUACCUUUAAAGGUCUUGGAGAUAAAAGUGUAAAAUAUGUAGUGUAUGCAUGUAAAAAGAGGAAGAACGUGGUUUAUGUUUGUGUCCUAAAAGAGAUGCAUCUGAUGAUGAUCAGCACCUUUUCAGUGCCAUAAAAUGAGCACUGAACGCCCUCUGCUGGCCUGGUAAAGUAAAGACAGGUUUCUUUCAAAACCUUAGAGACUAUUGUUUGUUUCUGUCCUUGUUUUUCAGAUCAAAACUUAAAAUAUAUAUAUAUUAAAAUUGAAUUGGAGUUUUGUUACCGACAAAUGUUUCAGAGUUUUUUGUCUUCUUGACUAACAAUUUCUUAUGUUCUGAAUUGUUCAACUCUUAGUAAAUAUUCAAUUUUACCUGGUCAGAA